This is a messenger RNA of Cuscuta epithymum, 1396 nucleotides long. Lineage: Eukaryota; Viridiplantae; Streptophyta; Magnoliopsida; Solanales; Convolvulaceae. The record is from the annotation of a GenBank genome assembly.
GAAUUGGUCUAUUUAGAAAUAAACAGUAUAGUGCCAAGCUAAAGAACAGAACGCAGCAGACGGACGUUUCACGCAUCGCUUCGCCAAGCGGCCAAGUCAGAGACGGACGCUUCACGCAUCCCAUCGCCAAUCGCAGCAGACCGCUCGCACCGCCGAUUCGCCGGACGCCCUCUCCUCGGCUCCGCCGCUAUCCCUGCGUAGCUACGUUCCUGCUCUUCCUGCUUGACUGCUGACCUGCUUCUCCAGUUCUCUCGAGAACUCAAAGUCUCCACACAGUCAAGCUGCCAACUGCCAAGGGGUACGCACAUACAUAUAAAAUGUUGGGUAAAGGUAGGAAAGUUGCUGGCAAGGGGGAGACUGUGGGUGCACACUAUGCUUUUGGCCAACAUGAAGAUGACUUGAUCAUAAAACACAGACUUCUGACCCGCACUACAACCACAAGGGGCGAACCUCCACUAAAGAAACUUCAAAAGAAGUUUACUGCUUUUGCAUUAGAGGUACAGAAGGAAGCCGAUAACUUGGCUGACUGUGAAAGACUUGCCAAGAGUUUCUUGCAGGAACUAAACACUUUUGAGAUUCCGCUCCUGAAAAGCAAAACUGUCAUCGAAGCAAAUGUUAGAGAGAAGGAGAAUUUCAAUGACUUGAAUGAUGAAAUUAAAAGGCAAAUUAUACAGACCCAAACUGACAUAGAAGAUUUGAAGAAACAACUGGAAGAGAGCAAGAUAGAGAGGAAGCACAAGGAGGAGUGUGAGGCAAUUAGGAAGUUGAUUGCAAUGCAGCCAGCCAGAUCAGUGACCCAAAAUGUUAUCACGGAACUAGAGAAGGAAAUUUUAGCAUUAGAGGCAGAAAACACUGCUAGUUCGAGAACGUUGGAGCUGCGCAAAAAGCAAUUCACUCUUUUGCUACAUGUGGUUGACGAGCUUCAAAACACAAUAGAUGAAGAACAAAAGAGUUUGGUUGAGGAGAUGAGGACAGCAAUGGAUGACCAUAAGAAUGGGGUUGUGGAGGAUGAUACUGGUGCACUUCCUGAAGCAAUGGCUGUAGAUUAGCAAAACAAUGCACCUUUGGCUUAUUUGGGCUGUACUUCUUUUAUUCUUAAUCACCUGAUGCUGAAUGCCAAACUGGAAAAUCAAAUCCUUUUAGGGUCUGUGUUGAUAUGCAAGCAUUCAUUCUAGGAUGGAUAUUCUUCCCCAUUUUCUUCAAUUUUUCUUUUCCCGGAAAACAGAUGAUUUCUUUUUUAGUCGCUGCAUGAUAUUUGUGGAGCAGCUAAUAGAGCUGUUAAAAAAUGUCAUUUUGUAUGAGGUGUAACUGAUAACUGUUAUGUACUGUUUGAUUUCUUUAUAAAAUAGAUUAACAGCCACAUUUUGCAUUUGAAAAGAGUACUUGGGUCUUGGGC